CUGCGGCACCGACGCUCAGAGGAGGCCUCGCCGGCCGCUGCGCCGUCCGCCGCGCAAGAACGGCGGCCCCCGCUUCCUGCGGGGAGGCGUGCCGCGUCGGACGACCCGCCAACGGCUUUGUCCCGCCGCCGCCAGUUCCAGGGCCGGAUUUGGUCGUUCCGGCAAGCGGCGCCCCGAGCACUGCGCUGCGCCAGGGGCUGGACGGCGUGCGCAACUUCCAGCACCUGCUCUCGGACGCGCGCGAUCCCACCAAUGACGGCGGCUUCGCGCCGACGACGACGUCGACGACGACCCCGCGGCCUCGGCCACACUCGACCACGCGACCGCCGUUGACGCGAGAGCAGGUCGCCAUGCUCCAGGAACUGCAGACCAUCCUUGGCGGCAAACCGCUGCCGAUUGACCCCACCACAGAGCGAAGUCGGCGGCGGCCGGACGCCGCGCGCCGCCUGCCGCUCUUCCCGCCAUUCAAAAACGCCACUGACGACACCUCGCGGCGGCCGGCCGAAGCGCUCGGUGACGGCGGCGACACCUCGCGGCGGCCGGGCGAAGCGCUGUUUCCGGGCGUCGAGUUCGUCGAGUUCCCGCCGAGCCGCCUGUUUGCCUCGCCGCUGUCCGCGGACGGCCAGCGCUCGCCGCAACGGCGGCAGUUUGUGCGCUUCGCCGACGAGCCGAGCGAGCUGGAGAACGGCGUCGUGGACGGGCCUGGCGGCGUCGUGCGGUUUCCCCGGCCAGUGACGGUGGCUCCCCCUGCGCCGACUGCGCGGCCGACGCCGGCGCCAUCUCUGCGCAUCCUGGGCGGGCUGCGGCCGGUGCUCGGCGCUGACGCGGAGAACGGUAAGCGUGGCGCGCACGUCGUGCAGAGUCUCGACCACAACGGCCAGCUGGUGACACACGUGCUGUCGUCCACGCGGCCGACGUUGGACCGCGCGCGGCCCGCGCC
This is a messenger RNA of Pollicipes pollicipes, 940 nucleotides long. RefSeq lists its product as uncharacterized. NCBI's taxonomy places the organism in Eukaryota, Metazoa, Arthropoda, Thecostraca, Pollicipedomorpha, Pollicipedidae. The record is from RefSeq and is a predicted model, not a curated record.